Hordeum vulgare subsp. vulgare (domesticated barley) is the source of this 2900-nucleotide messenger RNA. Its product is annotated as DNA ligase 1. Gene Ontology annotation, biological process: lagging strand elongation; DNA biosynthetic process; DNA recombination. The transcript has 18 exons. NCBI's taxonomy places the organism in Eukaryota, Viridiplantae, Streptophyta, Magnoliopsida, Poales, Poaceae. Bases 16 to 2655 code for a protein of 879 amino acids. Gene Ontology annotation, cellular component: nucleus; mitochondrion. The record is from RefSeq and is a predicted model, not a curated record. Gene Ontology annotation, molecular function: DNA binding; DNA ligase (ATP) activity; ATP binding.
GUAAAACCCCUCUUCAUGUUCCUCAUUCGAGCCACCACCCCGCUCCACUUCCUGCGGUGCCAGCUCCACCCGCUCCCCUCGCCUAAAACCCUAGCCACCCCGCCGCCCCCGCUCCUCCGCCCCCGCCUCUACUACUCGUCCUCCUCCUCCUCCCGCCACCGCCCGACUGCCCCCUCCUCUGCCGCCGUCAGGCCGCCCGCGAGCCUGAAGAGGGCGGAGGCGGUGCCGCCGCUGGCCGCGGGAGGAGCGGCCAUGUCGUCCUCGGGAGGCGCCGGGGGGAAGCGCUCCGUGGCGGAUGUGCUCAUGGGGAACGCGCGGGACGCCGCCAGGAAGGCCAAGAAGGGGGCCCCGUCCCCGAAGAAGCCCAGGACGAAGACGGCCGACGGCGCGACGGCCGAGCCGGCGGUGGACGAGAAACCGCCUUCGCCGGUCAAGUCCCCCGUCAAGUCGAAGCGCCCGUCGUCGCCGCCCAAGUCCAAGUCCAAGGCCGACGACGCUCCUGAGGCGAAGAAGAGGUCCCCGUCGCCCACGAGGUCCAAAACGCUUGCCGCGGCCCCGAAAUUGGAGGCCGCGGAGAAGCCCCUAUCGCCCAAGGGGACCAAAACCCUAGCGGCCAAAUCUGACGCCAAGCCCUCUGACCAAGCCCUUGUCUCCCAAUCUAAAGACCAAGCGUCUCAAUCCGAGGAUAAGAAGGUCAAAAUCUCAAAUGCCACCAAGUCAGACGAGGUGAAUACCACUCUCGAGCUCAAGAAGAAAGGCAGUGAGUUUGAUCCAAUGGCUGCUGCCUACUGGAAGCCCCGCGACCCUGUGCCAUUCCUGUUCCUGGCUCGGGCACUCGACCUCAUCUCCAACGAGUCUGGCCGGAUUGUCAUUACAGAGAUCCUCUCAAACGUGUUCCGUACAAUUAUCGCCACAACACCGGAGGAUCUCCUUGCGACAGUAUACCUCUCGGCUAACCGGAUUGCGCCACCUCAUGAAGGGACUGAGCUUGGAAUUGGGGACACAUCAAUCAUCCGAGCACUUUCCGAGGCAUAUGGCCGCAAAGAGGAGCAUGUCAAAAAGAACCUCAAGGAAUUGGGUGAUUUGGGGCUUGUGGCGAAAGCAAGCAGGUCGUCACAGAAGAUGAUGUACAAGCCAAAACCACUGACAAUAUCACGUGUGCUUGAUACCUUUCGGACAAUCGCAAAGGAAUCUGGCAAAGACAGUCAAGAUAAGAAAAGAAGUCAUAUCAAAGGACUUCUUGUUGCUGCAACGGACUGUGAGCCUCAGUACAUUAUACGACUUCUUCAGUCGAAGAUGCGUAUUGGGUUGGCAGAGAAAACUGUCCAAAUGGCUCUGGGGCAAGCUGCUGUAUAUUCUGAAAAAGGGUCCCCGCCAAAAAAAGUCCAAUCACCUUUUGAAGAGGCUGCAAAAAUAAUUAAAGAAGCAUAUUCAGUUCUUCCAAUCUAUGAUAAAAUUGUCCCGACUCUUCUUGAAGCUGGUGUUUGGAAACUUCCAGAAACAUGCAAUUUCUCCAUAGGUGUCCCUGUUGGUCCUAUGUUGGCAAAAGCAACGAAAUCUGUCUCAGAGAUUAUCGACAAGUUUCAAGGUCGUGAGUACACUUGUGAGUACAAGUAUGAUGGUGAACGGGCCCAGAUUCAUUGCAUGGAGGAUGGAACAGUAGAAAUUUAUAGUCGGAACGCUGAAAGGAAUACUGGGAAGUACCCUGAUGUUGUUGAUGCGAUUUCUAGAAUCCGGAAGCCUACAGUUAAGUCAUUUGUCUUAGAUUGCGAAAUUGUUGCUUAUGACCGUGAAAAGAAGAGAAUUUUACCCUUUCAGAUACUCAGCACAAGGGCCCGCAAGGGUGUUACUAUAAAUGACAUCAAAGUAUCAGUCUGUACUUUUGGCUUUGAUAUUCUUUACAUCAAUGGGAAACCUCUUCUCCAAGAACAACUUAAAGUUCGCCGAGAGCAUCUUUACAACUCUUUCGAGGAAGUGCCAGGUGUUUUUCAACUGGCAACUGCAAUCACAUCAAAUGACCUCGAGGAGAUACAAAAAUUUCUUGACUUAUCUGUCAACUCCAGUUGUGAAGGGUUGAUUAUCAAGACAUUGGAUACGGAUGCUACAUAUGAGCCAGCGAAGCGGUCAAACAAUUGGUUGAAAUUGAAGAAAGAUUACAUGGACAGUGUUGGAGACUCUUUAGACUUGGUGCCAAUUGCUGCUUUUCAUGGAAGAGGAAAACGAACGGGUGUAUAUGGAUCGUUCCUCCUGGCAUGCUAUGAUGAGCAUAAUGAAGAAUACCAAACAAUCUGCAAUAUAGGUACUGGAUUUUCUGAGCAACAACUUGAAGAACGUUCUACGAGCCUUCGAAGUAAAGUAAUAAAGAACCCAAAGGCAUAUUAUAGGUUCGCUGACACAACUGACCCAGAUGUGUGGUUUGAGCCGUCGGAGGUGUGGGAGGUUAAAGCUGCUGAUUUGAGCAUAAGUCCAGUUCAUCGUGCUGCUAAUGGUAUAGUUGAUCCAAAUAAGGGUAUCUCUCUAAGAUUUCCUCGUUUGUUGCGGGUGCGUGAUGAUAAAAACCCAGAACAUGCAACCACAUCUGAGCAAGUUGCUGACAUGUAUCGUGCUCAAAAAAUAAACCACUCGUACAACCAAGAAGAGGAGGAUGAUGACUGAGACUGACCCCACUUUUAUGUGCAUUGUUGCACGACUUAUUGAGCAGGGCAUAGUCAAGAAUGUAUGUCCAGUGAUUUGCUUCGUCAUUGUUCAAGCCGACUUCGACAACUUGUGAUCUGUUCGUUUCAUGUAACACUGUGCAACCUGUUUUUUGUUUGUUUUCUGGUUUUUGUGACGAAACUGUAACACUUGCUAUUCAGGUGGUGUGCAUGGUAGGAAAAUUGAAUAGUUGUGAAGUGCAGUAA